Messenger RNA from Drosophila grimshawi, 2106 nucleotides. RefSeq names its product glucose dehydrogenase [FAD, quinone]. Gene Ontology annotation, molecular function: flavin adenine dinucleotide binding; oxidoreductase activity, acting on CH-OH group of donors. The coding region runs from base 35 to 1891 and encodes 618 amino acids. The record is from RefSeq and is a predicted model, not a curated record. Lineage: Eukaryota; Metazoa; Arthropoda; Insecta; Diptera; Drosophilidae. The transcript has 2 exons.
UGUCUGGAACGUACUGUCGAAUCGAUCAGUGGAAAUGCAAUUGAUACUGUUGUGCACUCUGGCACUGUGCUUCAGUGACGCGCUUGGCCAGAGCUAUACCGACAAUGGCAUCUUUGAUAUCAUGGAAAUGCUAGCACGUGGCCAGCGUCAAAUGAAUCUAGAAUCGGUGGAUGAUCGCGUUAGUCUGCUUAGCGAAUAUGAUUUUAUUGUUGUCGGCGCCGGCACCGCUGGCUGUGCUUUAGCCGCACGUCUAUCCGAGAAUCCCAAAUGGAAAGUUUUACUGCUGGAGGCUGGCGGUCCGGAGAGCUACGCCAUGGACGUGCCCAUUAUAGCACACUUUCUGCAGCUGGGCGAGAUGAACUGGAAAUAUCGCACCCAGCCCUCCAACAACUACUGCCUAGCCAUGAAAGACAAUCGAUGCAACUGGCCGCGAGGCAAAGUGAUGGGCGGCAGCUCCGUCCUAAACUACAUGAUGUAUACGCGGGCGAAUCGAAAGGAUUACGAUCAGUGGUCGCGUCUGGGCAAUCCCGGCUGGAGCUACGACGAAGUCUUGCCUUAUUUUCGCAAAUACGAAGGCUCUCUCAUACCGGACGCGGACACAGGAUAUGCACGCCCUGGCCGCCGGGGUCCGGUGAAGAUUAGCUAUUCGUCAUAUCGAACUCCUAGUGCCGAUGCCUUUGUGGAGGCCUCGCAGCAGUCGGGUCUGCCACGCGGCGACUACAAUGGCGAGUCGCAGCUGAGCGUCUCCUAUCUGCAGACCACCAUUGGCAACGGGACACGCUGGAGCUCCAACCGUGCCUAUCUCUAUCCACUUAAGGGCAAGCGGAGCAAUCUCCAUGUGAAGAAAAAUGCUCUGGUGACCAAGGUGCUCAUCGAUCCACAGACAAAGACCGCCUAUGGCAUCAUGGUGCAGACUGAUGGACACAUGAAGAAGGUGCUGGCUCGCAAAGAGGUGAUCGUCUCGGCUGGCUCCAUCAAUACACCACAGCUGCUGAUGCUCUCCGGUGUGGGUCCCGCCAAACAUUUGCGUGAGGUGGGCAUCAAGCCGAUUGUGGAUCUGGCUGUAGGAUACAAUCUGCAGGAUCAUACAGCGCCGGCGGUGACAUUUACAACGAAUGCAACAUCGCUGAAAUUUGAGGACUUUUCCAACCCGACCUGGCUAACUCGAUUCAAUCGCAGGGAGGGUCCUUAUGGUUCGCCCGGCGGAUGUGAGGCGAUCGCAUUUUGGGAUCUGGAUCAUGAACGCGAUGAGGAUGGCUGGCCAGACAUUGAGCUCUUUUUGGUGGGCGGCUCCAUGUCCUCCAAUCCAGCAAUUUCACGUGCCUUUGGCCUAAAGAAAUCCAUUUACGAUUCACUGUUCGCCGAGAUCGAAGACAAGUCGCUUAAUGCAUUUAUGAUCUUCCCAAUGAUAUUGCGACCAAAGAGUCGCGGCCGCAUCAUGCUAAAGAGCAGCGAUCCAUUCAAGUAUCCGCUGAUUCAUGCCAAUUACUUUGCCCAUCCCUACGAUGUGGACAUCUCGGUUCGUGGCCUGUUAAAGGCCAUCAGUCUGAUGGAGCAGCGCGGAAUGAAGGCCAUCGAUGCCCAGCUGUGGGAGCGCAAGAUACCCACAUGCAAACAGCAUCCGUAUAAGAGCUGGGCCUACUGGGCCUGCUAUGUGCGCCACUUCACCUUUACCAUCUAUCACUACUCGGGCACCAGCAAAAUGGGGCCCAAGUCGGAUCGGGCUGCGGUUGUCGAUGCCCGUCUGCGUGUCCAUGGCAUACGCAAUCUGCGUGUGGCCGAUGCCAGCAUUAUGCCCGAAAUCAUGUCCGGACAUCCCAAUGGGCCAGUCUUCAUGAUUGCCGAGAAGGCAGCCGAUAUGAUUAAGCAGGAUUAUGGCUUCAUCAAAUAAGCCCCAGUUUCAAAUAUGGAUUUUCUUUAGUUUAACAUUAGUUUCACGUCAGGUUUAAGCCCCGUUCAAUUAGUCCCAGUUUGUUGGGGAGUGUGUGCCAAGUGUGGUCUGUCCAACUCUGAACGUUGCUUUAGUUAGUUCUUGCCAGCAUUUUAACUCUAUCUGUUUUACAUAAUGAACUGAUUUAUAAUUUUAAUUUUAAGAUAGUGCCUAAG